This is a messenger RNA of Chenopodium quinoa (quinoa), 1343 nucleotides long. RefSeq names its product NAC domain-containing protein 35-like. Gene Ontology annotation, biological process: regulation of DNA-templated transcription. The record is from RefSeq and is a predicted model, not a curated record. Gene Ontology annotation, molecular function: DNA binding. Lineage: Eukaryota; Viridiplantae; Streptophyta; Magnoliopsida; Caryophyllales; Amaranthaceae. The transcript is spliced from 3 exons. The coding region runs from base 154 to 1098 and encodes 314 amino acids.
CAUUAUCUCUUUCCUUAUAAAUACUCUUAUACUUUCAUGCUUCUAUUUCAUUAACCAUAGUUUUCUCAAAUAACUUCUUGUACAAAAAAAGAGAGGGAAAGCUUAACCAAUAUACAAAAUAAUAUAUCAUUUGAAUAAAAGUAUAUAGAAGCCAUGGAUGAUAAAACUUCCCCAAAUUUCGAAUUACCCGGUUUUCGAUUCCAUCCUACAGAAGAAGAACUCUUGGAUUUUUACCUUAAGAACAUGGUUAAUGGGAGAAAAAUGCAACAUGAUAUCAUUGGGUUUCUUAACAUUUAUCGCUUUGAUCCUUGGGAUUUACCAGGGUUGGCGAAAAUAGGAGAAAGAGAGUGGUACUUCUUUGUUCCAAGAGACAGGAAGCAUAGCAAUGGUGGAAGGCCUAACAGAACUACGGAACAUGGGUUUUGGAAGGCUACGGGCUCGGACCGAAAGAUAUGGAGCUUAUCGGAGCCUAAACGGGUUAUCGGGUUAAGGAAGACUCUUGUGUUCUACCAAGGUAGAGCACCAAGAGGUACCAAGACUGAUUGGAUUAUGAAUGAAUACCGCCUCCCUGAUAAUUAUGUUUUACCUAAGGACAUAGUAUUGUGCAAGAUAUACAGGAAGGCAACCUCAUUAAAGGAACUAGAACAAAGAGCAGCCAAGGAAGAAGAGAAGUCAACAAAUGGAUUAGCAUAUUCUUAUCCCACAUCUCCUCUAUCAUCAUCAAAUGAUACUCAUCACUCCUUUUUCGGUGCUGCUAAUGCUAAUGCUAAUGCUAAUGUCAAUGGUAGCGGACAAUUAUUACAAGACUUUUUUGCACCAAUGUCUACAAACUAUAUGGUUACAACUUUGAAGAAGGAAGAUCAAACUACUUUUGUAGAGAACGAUUGCAAAGUAGCUGCUGCUGCUGCUGCUGCUGCUGCUGUUACUCCUACUCCUAACACUAUACAACUACCCUUUGGAAAGGAGAACUUAGAACUACAAGUUCCGAAAUCGGGUAUGGAUUGGGGCCAAGACCCGUUUUGCUCACUAUCAUGCAGCCCAUGGCUUGAGAAUUUGUUGAACUUCUCUAGCCCAACUCUAAUUUCCCAAAUUCUAUGAUCAACUCUACUUAAUUAAUUGUGCUAGAUGUGACUAAUUUGGUUUAAUUAAUUGAGCUUUAAUCUUGUUUUGCUAUCCUCCAUUCAAAGUAAAUGAGAGUUACGGAGGGAUGAGAUAGUUGUUUGUAGCUAGAAAUCAGCACAUUAAUAAAGUGGAGUAUUAUAUAUGAGUUUUACUAAUAUGUCAUGUAUAGUGUAUUCAUAUUACUAGUAGUAAAAUCGUUGAACAUAAAUUACUUUUUAUCA